Messenger RNA from Amborella trichopoda, 1468 nucleotides. RefSeq names its product large ribosomal subunit protein uL30y. Gene Ontology annotation, molecular function: RNA binding; structural constituent of ribosome. The record is from RefSeq and is a predicted model, not a curated record. Gene Ontology annotation, biological process: maturation of LSU-rRNA from tricistronic rRNA transcript (SSU-rRNA, 5.8S rRNA, LSU-rRNA). Gene Ontology annotation, cellular component: cytosolic large ribosomal subunit. NCBI's taxonomy places the organism in Eukaryota, Viridiplantae, Streptophyta, Magnoliopsida, Amborellales, Amborellaceae.
GAGUGGAAAACGUAUUAAAACCGCUGGUUCGUAAGGAAAGUAGUAGGGGAAGGAUAGAACCUUUUCCUUUGCUUGUCCCCAACGACUGCCCUAACCACAAAGCAGAGGCCAUCUCGCGUCUUCACUUUGCCCCUACAACUCUCCUUACAAAGUUACCAAAGUGAAAGGAGGUCAUAUUCAUGACCACAAUGGCGGAUGAAGAGUCAAAGCCACUUGCUUUCGUUCCAGAAACUGUGCUGAAGAAGAGGAAGCAAAGCAGCGAAUGGGCCAUAAGAAAGAGGGCACAAUUGGAAUCUCGGAAACAAAGAACGAAGGAGAAUCGUGCCCUUGUCUUCAAAAAGGCUGAAAAUUUCAUCCAGGAACACAGAAACAAGGAGCUGGAUCUGAUUCGUAUGAAACGGGUGACGAAAAAGUUGCGAAGGUCAUUUUCUGUCAACCCAGAUGCUCAACUGCUCUUUGUAAUCCGAAUCAGUGGCACCAAUGACAUGCAUCCCAAGACUAAAAAGAUCCUUUAUCUGUUGAAGCUGAGUAAUAUCUUUGAUGGGGUCUUCAUCAAGGUGAACGAUGCCAUGAUGAAAAUGUUAAAGAUGGUUGAGCCCUACAUCACAUAUGGAUAUCCUAACAUGAAAAGUGUGCAAGAACUGGUUUACAAGAAAGGUUUUGGGAGAGUUCGCAAGGAGAAGGUCCCUCUCACCGAUAACGUCAUCAUUGAAAAGUCAGUGUUCAUGCAUUCGCUUGUUAGUAGGAGCAUAUUGGGUACAAAAGCUCUGGCCCGAGACCCUGUGCAAAGGGGUUUGGAUGUGAGGCUUUUGUGCCCCCAUCAUGUUCCGCUUCUUUUAUGAACAUGAGAUGACCGCUAGUAAACUAAUACCAUGCAAAAUUAAAUGGAAAGAAAGAAAGCAUGUGUAAUAAUCAUCCGAGUAAGGGGCAGUGGAAAUGGUGGGCAGCCCUUAUGUUCCAUCAUCGAAGUAGUAGCCAAUGUUGCCCACCUGUCCGUCAAUUCAACUAUCGGCUAAGGUCCUGCCCAUGAGUCAUGGGUAUUAGAUUAUGCGCCCUAGUCAUGGGUGGUAGAUCAAACUCUGCAUGAUGCUUGCGUUUGCGUGCAUGCGUGAAUUUGGGUCUUGGAUUCCCAACAUGUUGAGGUUUACCGAUUUGUAUUCAAUAUAAUUUCUACUUGAGAAAAGUUCAUCCAAAUUAUGAUGGCCAUUGCUAAUUAUUGUUGUUAUUAUCGUUAAGGGAUUGUAUGCCAUGAGACCAUGUAUUUUGGUACAAGAAGGUUACAAUUAUCCUUGACCAUCGGAUGUGAAAUUUGAUGGUUCAAAGUGUCAUGUGGUUCAAGAAAUUUUAUUUUGGAUCUCUUGCCUAGUGAAGAAUACAUCCCUAACCACGCGAUUUCAUAUCUAAUGGUAGAUAAUCAUUAUAACUUCCUUGUGCCAAAGCUAAAUAAUGUCACUGUAUACAUAUAUAU